Messenger RNA from Aspergillus novofumigatus IBT 16806, 804 nucleotides. Its product is annotated as putative RAS small monomeric GTPase. Gene Ontology annotation, cellular component: plasma membrane. The record is from RefSeq and is a predicted model, not a curated record. Gene Ontology annotation, biological process: signal transduction. The coding region runs from base 1 to 804 and encodes 267 amino acids. Lineage: Eukaryota; Fungi; Ascomycota; Eurotiomycetes; Eurotiales; Aspergillaceae. The transcript has 3 exons. Gene Ontology annotation, molecular function: GTPase activity; GTP binding; GDP binding.
AUGGAAGACGAGCCAGACAAAAUCUCCAUUACAAUUUGCGGCGAUGGUGGAUGCGAAGAUUCUUAUUCGGUAACACGCGUGAUCGAUGGCAUUCCGUAUUUCUUAUCCAUCACCGAUACUGCCGGCCAGGAGGAGUAUAGAGGGCUGUUUGCGCUGUCCAACCUGAGGUCGGACGCGUUUCUGCUCGUCUACGACAUCACCAAUGCAUCGAGCCUAAGCGCAUUAGAUUACUUCAUGGGUCUGAUUGAUAUCGAGGCAGAGCAACGUGCAGAAGACAAUGCUCGCUUAUUGAAGGAACUGGGGGACAGCGCACGCGGUGUGGAAGUCGGCAUGCCUCCUCCAGUCAAGAUCAUCGCCGGCAACAAGUGCGACCUAAAGGACAAUCGAGUCAUCAGUGCUAGGGAGGGACUGGAAUAUGCCCGCAAGCAUGGUUGUGGGUUCAUGGAGACAAGCGCGAGAGAUAUGGUGAACAUUGAAGAGACAUUUGCCCUCAUCGUCCGUCGUGUUACCGAAGCUCGUCGACUACAUUACCAGCAGAACCAGGCGACGGCGAAUCCUGGUCAGGCCGCAGCGUCUGCAACUGCGCAACAGCCUGCCGAGCAGACGGUCGAUGAGACCAUCGCCGCUAAACUAUCAAAAGAUGCCAGGUCCCCGUUCAGCCGUCUUUCGAUCUUCGGAAAGAAGAGCAGUAAGCGUGCUGCACCGAAGCCAGAAGAUCAGACUGGCGAGUCCAAAGGCGAAGGGGUGGAAUCGAAAGAGGAGCCCGGCAAACCAAGUAUAUGGAGACGCCUGCUUUGCUGCUGA